Messenger RNA from Ruditapes philippinarum (Manila clam), 582 nucleotides. RefSeq lists its product as uncharacterized. Gene Ontology annotation, biological process: DNA integration. The transcript has a single exon. The coding region runs from base 1 to 582 and encodes 193 amino acids. Gene Ontology annotation, molecular function: nucleic acid binding. The record is from RefSeq and is a predicted model, not a curated record. Lineage: Eukaryota; Metazoa; Mollusca; Bivalvia; Venerida; Veneridae.
AUGAAUGCAGAAAUUGAAACAGCAAUAACAAAAAUGUCUAGCCUGUCAAGCCAACUCAAGGGAACCAAACCGCGAGAACCACUGAAAAUGUCAGAUUUGCCAUCUGGACCUUGGAAAAAUAUAAGUGCAGAUUUUUGUGGACCUCUAGAAAACGGUGAUUACCUAUUGGUUGUAGUAGACGAGUACUCGCGAUAUCCAAUAGUGGAAAUAGUAAAGAGUGUUUCAGCAAAUAUGGUCAUACCGGUUAUGGACAAAAUAAUUUCAAUGUUUGGUGUCCCCAAAGUGAUUAAAACAGAUAAUGGAUCGCCAUUUAAUAGUACGGCAUUUGCGGACUUUGCAAAAUUUACGGUUUUAUACACAGAAAAAUCACGCCUAGGUGGCCAAGGGCUAAUGCUCAGGCAGAAGCAUUCACAAACCGUGAUGAAGAGUGUUAAAUCGGCAUUCAUGGAGGGAAGGAAUUACAAACAAGAACUGUUCAGAUUUUCUUCGCCAGUACAGAGCUACACCGCACGUGUCAACUGGAUUUACGCCAUUUCGGCUAAUGUUCCGAAGGGAACCGGUAACGCGUAUGCCAGACAUUAA